AUUUAGAUCCACUUGUUGUCUCCUUUAUAAACACUUCUCAACUGUCCAACUCUUCACAAAUUUUAAUUUUUUCCCCCUUUUCUGUCCAAAAAAUGGGAAAAGAAAAAACACUAUCAAAAUCGAGAACAAUGGCUCCUCGAAUGGUGGCUAAUUUCCGCAGAUCUCUUUCUUUCCCAAAUCAGCCAAACCAUACAAAUAAACCCAAAAAAUCCUUCCAUGUCCGAUCUGCUAGUCUGCCAUGUCGAUCUCAUCCAUUAAUUUCUCAGCUCAAAGAUGAUUUAAACGAGCUCAAAUCAUGGGCUAUUAAGCCUGAAAAUCGAACUUCAAAUUGGAUUUGUGAUGGACUCAAUCAACUGAAAAUUGUUCAUGAAUCUCUUGAUGAUCUGCUUCUUCUUCCACAAACACGCGAAUCGUUACAUGGACAUUCUGAUUUGGUCGAGAAGCUUCUAGAUGAUUUCCUUCACUUCGUCGACGUUUAUGGAAUAUUCCAGACCUUGAUACUCACUUUCAAGGAAGAACAUUUAGCUGCUCAGGUAGCUGUGAGGCGCAAAGAUGAAUCUAAGAUUGCUUCAUACGCGAAAGCAUUGAGAAAAAUGGCUAAGGAAAUGGAUAAACUAGCGUUCAACGUACAAUGUAUAGGGAAAUAUAUUGUACCACAACAAAAUAUACCAAUACCUGAUGGAGAUGCAGAGUUAGCAGAAGUGAUGAAAGACAUAAUAGAAGUAACACAAUUAGUUUCAAUUGCACUUUUUAAUGGACUUGGAGUAUCAAUGGCAUAUGCUAAACCAUCUUGUUCAUGGAUUGGAUUAGGAAAGAAGACAAAAAAAUUGAAAGAAAAUGAAGGAAUUGUGGAAUUUGUAGAAAUGGAAUUGGAGAAUUUGUUGAGAAAAAAUAAAGGAGAUGAAGAGGUGAAAAUUGUGACUAAAAAAAUGCAUGAAUUGGAAGAUUGUAUUUGUGGGAUUGAAAAAUGUGGAGAGAAAGUGUUUAGGAGUUUAAUUAAUGCUAGAGUUUCAUUGCUUAAUGUAUUCACACAAUAGAAAAAGAAGGUAAAAGGGAAAUUAAAGAUGAUGCAUACA
Messenger RNA from Solanum stenotomum, 1076 nucleotides. RefSeq lists its product as uncharacterized. The transcript is spliced from 2 exons. The coding region runs from base 93 to 1037 and encodes 314 amino acids. Lineage: Eukaryota; Viridiplantae; Streptophyta; Magnoliopsida; Solanales; Solanaceae. Gene Ontology annotation, biological process: shoot system development; root development. The record is from RefSeq and is a predicted model, not a curated record.